AUGGAGUCACGCGUACGAUGGCACAGGUCAAAUUGCGACAAGCCAAACAUCAUCGUGAACGAUGGCGAACCUCAUUGCCAUAGCUGCGAUUCAAAUUCUUCGGUCUUGGUAGCACGACUUGUUGCCGAAAAUCAGGCCAUAGGAGGCGUCAUCAGCCUACCAGUUGAGGCACCGCUGGGCGAAGCUGACUUCUGGUGGCCUCCAUCUGUCCCAUACAGCAGUCCUCGCGUGGACACAAGAACGAACUCAGAGCCCUGCAAUGACGCGAAAGAAGCGCAAAUACUAUCUCCAAAAGACACUCAACUAAGCUCUGUUUCGACUAUCUACUCCUCAUCUUUGGAUUCAAGCCGCCUUCGCCUCAUCUACCUAACUGAAUCCGAGGAUGCCUCCUCGCCCAUUCACAUCCAGCUCGAAGAAUAUGCUCUCAAUGACAGUCCAGAAUACGAAACGGUGUCCUACGUAUGGGGAGGAGAGAAUGGCGACUCCACUGCCUGCAAACCUAUCUAUGUUGGCCCCUCCUGGGACAUGAUCCUGGUUACAAAUAAUUGUUCGGCUCUGCUGCAUUACUUACGGCCUCGUAAAGGCUCCCGGGUCAUCUGGCUGGAUGCUAUUUGCAUUAAUCAGGCCAAUAACGUUGAGAAAUCAGCGCAAAUAUCCAUAAUGAGGGAUAUCUACGUUAAUUGCCAGCGUGUUGUAGUCUACUUCGGGGGAGACUUGAUUCAACAACUUUCGGGUAGGCUCUUUCGGCCUCGCAUCGAUUUCGCGAAGACAGUUGUUGCCAAUGAAUCGAGAUCAACAACGGAGAAAAGCGCAGGGUUCUUUAUGGCUUGUGCUAAGAGCGCCGGGAUAAGCCAGGAUCAGCUUUUCGAGAGGCGGUAUUUGACUCGGAUCUGGAUCGUGCAGGAGCUUGUCCUCUCGAGCAAGGCUGUAUUUCCUCUCGGUGACUCAGAUAUCCUCUGCGAUGGAGAUGUUGCCGCGCACCUCGUCUUGAGGCCAAAGGGACAGCAGCUGGCCUCUUCUGCUGUCAGAGGGUCUAUGUCUAAUCUUCUGAAGGCGACUUCCCACUGCGAUGCGAGUGACCCUCGGGACAAGAUAUAUGGCCUAUUGGGUUUAUUUAGACCGCAAGAUGUCUCAUGCUCGUUGAUCUCGGAUUAUACACUAUCUUGGAGAGACUGCUGGGUGGGAAUCGGAGGCUACAUCGUCCUUGUUGAGAAGAACAUAACUCUGCUUGUUCAUGCGGUUGGGACCUAUUGUCUGUUUCAACUGCCCUCGUGGGUCCCGGAUAUUCGGACAGCGGGGUCUUGGUUACUCGACUUGCCCACAAAACCCCCCUAUCAGAAGUCCCGGGUUUCUGAAGACGCUGCUGAGACAUGGGCCAUCGAGUUCGUCAUGUAUUCAAAAGGAGAACAGGACUGGAUGCAUUAUGACUUGUUUCCAAGCAAAUCGUGGGGACUAGCGAGCCAUCUGUCGGUCGGACUCCCCUCAGAUGUCCUGUGCUCUAUGAGCCUCGACCAAGUGUCCGUCAAUUCGUCUAAUGGCGGGCUUCAACUUCAAGCCCUCCGCGUGUUCGAUCAUCCUUGUCGGCUAACGACGAUGAAUGAAGGAAAUGGGUAUAGUUCGAUUUGGUUUCGCGGUCCGUCGACAGCUGCAGGUUUCCGCAUACUGGGACUCAACCAUUCUCUAGAUCAUGAUAAGAGCUAUCAUGUCUUCAUCAUUUCCGAUCAACCCCAGCUAUCUGGAUACAUCCUCCUUGCUAUAACAACUGCGCUUCCAGGGGAAGACAGCAGCGUCGUGACACUGCACGGCUGUUGCAUAAUAUACGAUAUCCGAUUUUACUCUAUGGACCAUCUUGAAACCAACCGAGAAUCAAUCCCCGGUUUGCAUUGGCUUUUGGAAAAGUUUCAGCCAGUGCUCAUCGAAAGCCACCAGUGGAAAUCCCAAGGUAAUUGGGUGUUCCGCUGCUUUUUCCCCUGUGAUGAUGCAACGUCACGAGAUUUUCUCCGUCUGCUCAUCCGUGCAACUGGCCCGCCGCUCAUCCAAAUAUUUGAAGAAGGUAAACCUUCUUCUCAGUUCAUGCCGCCAACGUUGGUGGAGUCAAUAUCUUGGACUGCAGAAAGGCUCUGUCCAGAUUUCGAUCCGUUGAUCUGGGGCGAUUACUAUCAUUUCACCAUCAAGAACAAGAAAAUGUUCUCGAUGUGGAAAGCCUAUCGUGGGCUAUCAUCAAGUUAUGAGGAGGACACCAUUACCGUGCGACGAGUAUCAUACGAGUUAGAAGCGGAUUUCUCAGAUCCGUUCAUACAUGACAAGGCAAGAUGGACGCGCAUUCAAACAAUUUUUGAUAAAGAGGGCAGUGAUGGAUCUGGGUAUGGGUUAACAUUUCCGUUUACUGUCCGGAUCCCUCUAGAAACCCUAGUAGCUUGUGUUCGCAAGUCUGAGCUCUGCAUGUCGUUGUGUACAGCUCGUGGUUACAACAGCAAUUUGAACGAGGACUUGGAUAAUCUUCUGGGUCGUAAGUCCACGCUUAAAGACCGUGAUAUUCUCCUUCAAGACUGGGACAAAGGUUUCAUCCAGGAUCUUGGUCUUGCUUGGAAGUCAGAAAAAAUCAUCAUUGUGUAA
Molecule: messenger RNA, 2616 nt
Organism: Diaporthe amygdali
Lineage: Eukaryota; Fungi; Ascomycota; Sordariomycetes; Diaporthales; Diaporthaceae
Exons: 1
Coding region: 1-2616 (871 amino acids)
Source: RefSeq, a predicted model, not a curated record